CACUUAUGAUUAACCACCUCAAUUCUCCGUUUUGAUUUGCUUUCGCUCUGUCAGUCACUUUUUCCCGAAGUGUCGCCAGCAACAAAGUAGUGUGUACAUCACACCGAGGGAUGAAGGGAAAAAAUUCAAAGGGAGGCGAAAAACAGAUAAGGUCACUUUUGCUGUCAGUUAGGUUUUUGAUAGCUAGUUUGAGUCUACCUAGCUAGCUACGUUUUUGGAAAAUGUUACCACAAUGAAGAACGUUAGCUAGCCAUAUUUGGCGUUUUAGCUAGCUAAAUGUAACAUAAAUGGCUAGCUAUCCAUUUUAGCCAGCUAGCUAACGUUACCGCUGGCGAGUAAGCCAUAUUUAGCUAGCAAAAGCAACACACGAGAUAGCUAGCUUGCUAUCCUAGCUAAAUAAAUUAAAACGACUUAAGCAUUAUUUUUCGGCUUUUAUUAUUUUCUUAAAUCCCCGUUGUGAUUUGCCGUUUGACAACUAGUUACUCCUUUAGUUAGCUGAUGGACAGUUUCACAGACGUUCUUUGUCACUUCUCGGGCGUUUUAAGGUAUUGGUUCUGGGGCGGCUAGGCGAAGCAGGAGACUGUACAGAUGUGGCAGCCAAGUUUGUCCCCUUGUCUCCGGGACCUGGGUUGGUAAGCACACGGCAAUUUAGAUGCGUUGGGGGAGUUGAUGCUAGAGCUAACUACAACAUUUGGCAAUAAAUAGAUUGUUCGUUUUUGGAGAGAAACGAAAAAUAUCUAGCUAAGUUAGAUAUUAUCCAGAUGACUGUCAAGUGUUAGCUAGAAAAUUCAGCUGGCUAGUUGUUGUCGAGUUUAGCAGAGCUAACUGGGCCUCAUUAUCUAUAUUUGUGUCUGCUUCAACUAUAUUAACCCAAACUUGACAAUUGCACGAGACUUGCAGGCUGUGAAAUAUUCCGUGUAGCUGCUGCUAAUGCUACAGUAGCUCGCACACAGGCGUCUUCGAAGGAGGGCAAACUUAAUCGUAGGUAACUGACUACAUUUGUUGCAUCCACAACACUAAUUUGUUUUUACCACUGGACUGUCCAUUCUGAUUUACAAAAGGGAUCAGAACAAUUAUUUGCUACUAAGUGUGAGGCGUGGGCGCCCCAUUCAAGUCGGGCUUUUAAAUACUGCGGUGAUGACUUUAGAAUCCAUGAUGGCUUGUUGCCUGAGCGAGGAGGCGAAGGAGUCCAAACGAAUCAACGCCGAGAUCGAUAAGCAGCUUCGCCGAGACAAGCGGGACGCGAGGAGGGAACUCAAACUGCUUUUAUUGGGUACUGGCGAGAGUGGCAAGAGCACAUUCAUCAAACAGAUGCGCAUCAUCCAUGGGACGGGCUACACUGACGAGGACAAAAGAGGCUUCACCAAGCUGGUGUACCAGAACAUCUUCACCUCCAUGCAGUCCAUGAUCCGGGCCUCCGAGACCCUCAAGAUCCAGUACAAGUAUGAACAGAACAAGUCCAAUGCGUUGCUUGUGCGAGAAGUGGACGUGGAGAAGGUGUGUUCCUUCGAGCAGCCCUACAUCAGUGCAAUAAAGAUGCUUUGGACUGACCCUGGCAUCCAGGAGGCCUAUGACCGCAGACGUGAAUAUCAGCUCUCGGACUCAACCAAAUAUUACCUUAGAGAUUUAGAGCGAAUAGCGACCAAGGGGUACGUGCCCACUCAGCAGGAUGUGCUGCGGGUUCGAGUGCCCACUACUGGCAUCAUUGAGUACCCUUUUGACCUGGAGAAUGUAAUCUUCAGGAUGGUGGAUGUAGGGGGUCAGAGGUCAGAGAGGAGGAAGUGGAUCCACUGCUUUGAGAACGUCACGUCCAUCAUGUUCCUGGUUGCCCUCAGCGAGUACGACCAGGUUCUGGUGGAGUCUGAUAACGAGAAUCGGAUGGAGGAGAGCAAGGCUCUGUUCCGGACCAUCAUCACAUAUCCCUGGUUCCAGAACUCCUCCGUCAUCCUGUUCCUCAACAAGAAGGACCUCUUGGAGGAGAAGAUCACUUACUCCCACCUGGUCGACUACUUCCCAGAGUUUGAUGGGCCCCAGAGAGACGCUCAGGCAGGCCGGGAGUUUAUCCUGAAGAUGUUUGUGGACCUGAACCCUGACAGCGACAAGAUCAUCUACUCCCACUUCACCUGCGCCACGGACACAGAGAACAUCCGCUUUGUGUUCGCUGCUGUCAAAGACACCAUCCUGCAGCUCAACCUGAAGGAGUACAACCUGGUGUGAGAGAGAGAAAUUGAGAGAAACCUCACACACAGCACAGAGUACACAUCUACACACACACCUGCACUAACACACACGCAGACACAUUCACCAACAUGCAUUUACACACACACACACACACUCUUGAUCACACAUGCGUAAUAUAUUCCAGGUUCUAUUCACCCCUGGUCCCAACAUCCUCCUGCUCCUUGUCUAUGGUUUAAUUGGAUGUAUUUUUCCAGCUCCAGUCAUUCCCCCCACUCCUCUCUUCCCUGCCCACUGCAGCCUGCAUCCCUCCACUGACUUGACUUGGUGGUUGACAGCUCUCAUUUGUCACCUGGUGUGGCUUGCGUCUCUGGGUCACCCCUGUUAAAGGAGGGGGGCUUGGGGGUGGGUAGGUAGGUUGGUAGGUAGAAGUCUGUUUGAUUUGGUGGCUUGGGUGAUUUAAAGGAAGGAGAGCUGAGGUGUAGGAAAGCAGGAAAAAGCCAGUGUCCCCCCUUCACAGUCAGCAGGGUCUGUCUGUGGGAUGGGGGGGGGGGGCUGGGCACCCACCCAGGGCUGGGCACCCACCCACCAGUCUGCAGAGGGUUGUGGGUAACUGCAUAGAAUCGUUGGAGCAGGUGCGGGUGGUGCUGAGGUGUGGGGGGGAAGCUCAACUCUACAUCGUCUUUGAGGUGUGUGUUUUUUUCCAAAUCUCACGCUAUGCUAGAAGUCACCUUGCACUGUUGAAUGUAAAAAGUGUGUGUUACAAUCAAGUGGAUGCUCACACAUAGACAGAGCAAGGGUGGGAGAGAUGAAGUAAAUUGAUCUGUGUAUAUUAAGAAUUAUUUUAGGUGAGUUUAUUGACUAUUACUAUUGCUACUACCGCUGUCCCAAUGAUGUUAAUUAAAGAUGAACAAGACCGCAGCGUUUCUCAUUUCCAAGAGGAAAGUCACAAUUAUCCAAUAGAGGAUGGAACCUACAUGAUUGGAAACUGUUAAAGUUUCCUCCUUAAUCCGCUGCUCCCCUGUCCGUCAGACAAAACAUAAUUUACACAAUUUUUCACAGAACCCCUUGUUGAAUUGGCAGCAUCUUGUAACAUUCUAAAACGACAAUAUGAAUAAACUGCAGCACUAUUUAGAUUUAAUUUGUCAUGAUUUUUACUCCUUAAAAUGCUGUACCAUUUGCCAAAUGUUUUGUUUGCUGUAGAUACAAUCAAGUUGCCAGUAUCAGUUACAUCCCCCAAAACUUUUCAGAUACGAUGAACAAAAUCAACUCGUUGGGGAAUGGGGUGAUGGAGAUGACUGAAACGAAAUGUGUAUAUUUACAUGUCUUCUCUUAUAGUUGCAUUGAAAAGUUUGGUACAUUAAUUUAGGCAAAACUAAUUUAUAUUUGCCGUACUAUACCGUUUCUUUUGGACAAUUGCCUAAUUAAUUACAAUUGUUUGAUAGUGUGUUUCUGUGAAUCUUCCAAUGAAGGUAAACAACUUGCUGUACUUGUGCAGAUGACAUAAAGGAGUAGUAAGGAGCAAUAGUUUGUUGUAAUAAAGAAAUCUUUAGUGCUGCCAGCUAACUUAAGUCACAAGUUGGUCCUCUACACGGUGUCAGUACAGCUUCUCUUUGUUAAAGGUAUUGGAUAUUUUUUCCCUAUUUGGCCAAUAUUUUGAGAAAUGGUAGUGAUAAAUUAGAGAAGUGUUUUUUUUUAUUUGUCUAAUUUAUGGACCAGAGCUCUAGAUGUUGUUCAUCUGACUCUUCCUCCCUACUUCCAUCUAGAAGUGUCUCCAUCAGAUGGGAGACUGGGAGAGACAGGGUCCAUACUGCUGUUAAAAAAAUAUGAUUUUAUCGGCAUGUGAUCUACCUUUCUUUAGAGACCUCAUACUUUGUAGUUGCAGUUAUGUUCUGCUUCAAUUUUGAAAUGCUUGAGAAUGGGAAAAUUCUUUUCCAUUUUGGGUUGGUGCAUUAUGCAAAUAGAAAAAAAGAGACUCAUCAGUGGUUGAAUUUAACUGGUCUGUGCUUGCAUUUUUGUAAUUUUAAGAUUUUAGUUUGGUAUUUGUUUUUAAUCCCAUAUCUUGUCUUUUGCUUGAUAGUUAAGAUUCCAUAGCUAACAAUAUGUCGAUAGAUUGCUAUUUUGUCUUUAACGUAAUUCAGGUGAGUUUUCAUUAUAAGGGCUACUACUAGCAAAGUUGACAGAGAAUUAAAGGACUCUAUGAAUGAUAUAGAGCAAUAGGUGCAAUUAAAGUGAGUGUUAUGAAUCAGGGAGCCAGUGUUGGGGUGUGUUGAUGCCAAGGGGAAGGCCAUUGCCACAGGUUGAGUGCAAACUAUCCAGGGAUGCCAGUUGGUGAUCAUUGGAGGAUGAAUUCUGCUGGCUAUUUGCCUGUAAACUUUGACCAGCCUGUUUGGGCCUGAGCAGAGCCUAGUAAAACCACGAGGGGAUCGCAUAGCUGCCUGCCUCAGCCAAUCUUUAGUCUGCUCUUCCGUUCCCACCUGCCAUUCAUGUCUUCAGCUUGGCUUUAGUCCAUUGUUGUGGAUGGUUUGUGUUUUAUGUGCCCUACUAGUCAUGUUUCUAUGCUUGACAUUUAUAUACUAAGAAAGACCAGGACUGGAAGACAUAUGAUUGCCACGGAGCUAUUUGCACUCCAGAGAGCGUUGGGUGAGAGCGGUUAGGUGAAACUUAACACUUUAGAGUUAUCAUGAAUGCAGACUUGUUUUUCAUAUUUUGUAUUUUUGGUGCCAAAAAUAAUGGCCAAAUUGAGUGCAGGGUGCCCAAAUAUUUUUCACAUUCUACUGUACAUGGCAAUCACUUACCCUGCAAAGUGAAGUUUGUGCUCUGUUUAAGAUCUUGCUGUGUGUUUACAAUUACAUUGAAUUGCAACCUAAGAAUGUUUUACCCAUAAUGUUGGCUUGGGUAUACGUUUCAGUCCCCCUUAACUAAUGUCCACUGUAUACUAGCCUGGCUGAAAGGUCCAACUUUUACCUUUCCUCUACAUUCUCUACCCCAGUUGUUAAAUGGUUUGUGCAAUUCAUGGAAAUAUCUAUAAAUGUUGCUUUCACUGAAGGUGGAAAAGUAUGACCUUUUUUUUGACUUAAUUAAGUGCCACAGUGAUUUAAAAAUGUUGAAACAUGUUGGACAUUUUGUAAUACCUUGUCAUUUGGCCAACCCACGGUGGAGGCGGCCUUGUCGUGAAGGCAGCUUGUGAGUUGUCAGGGAUGUUUGGUGUUGCAUAACUUGUAUUUGAAGGCCUUUCUUUGUUAAUGGUCCCACACCUAAUACUUUAUAUACCACAUUAUUUGUGAACUGUACAUAAAAAGCAGAAAUAUGAAUGCUUCCUGUACAACUGCAGAUGAGGCUUUCAACUAAAUUUGAACAUACUUUUUGUCGUGAUUGCAUAUGUCUGAACGGAUGUUUUUGGUUUAAAUAGUUGAGCUUGUAGGCAAGUUUUCAUUUCUCUCUCAGGAGUACGAAAGUCUCUUGCCAGGGCAGGCUGGACUGAGAUGUUGCCAGUGGUACUUCAGAUCACCACCAACAAGGCAGCUUGUUUUUGAAUUGUUUUAGAGUGGUUACUGCUUCUCUGCUGCUCUGUUACCUCAAGAAGCACACUCCAUCCCCUUUGACCUGUGGUUUACUUUCUUAGGUAGAGUAGGGUUUAGUUCUACAUGUGACACUCAUGCUGGGCUCUCUUCAUGCUUGUAACCCCCCAGUGGUUUUGCAUUAAUUUAGUUACAUUGUACACCUUUUGCUCUCUACUGUAGGUAUCUGCAUCAGCUUGUGAUCCAGUGGUUUUGAGGUGUAUGAUGUGCUGUGUGGUUGCUUCACUCUAAAAAACACUGUACAAAUGUCUGGCGCAGGCCUCCCUCCCUGCUGUUGGCAGAUAUGAGAAUGCUACCAUGAGUUUUCUGAGCAUACAGUCAGUGUUAGUUUAAACCAAGUACAUUGGUUUUCUCCACAUGUGGACUAUGGACAGUGUGUAUGUAGCUAUGUGUCAUGUGCACCCUCUACAGCACACUAAUUGAACAUCACAAUAACUAGUAAGAGAACACGGAAGAAGUACUGUCGUCACUAAAACCAGCACAGUGGGGAUUGAAGAAGGGAUACACUACUUGAGGCAAGUCCAUGCCAUAGACUGACUAGCACUACAGUAUAUACAAACAGUUGCCACCAUUUUUCCAUACAGUUCAUUUUGAAAUAAGCCUGUUAAACUUUAUUUAUUGUAAUGCUUUGCCAAGUGAAGGUACCGAAAGAGUAAAAUACUGUAGCAGUUGGAUUCAUCUGUGUUUUUUAGAAUAUCAGCUGUUGUCUCCUCUUACUUGAUCUUUAAUCCUUUCUUUCUCACGGGUCAAUGCACUGAACCUGCGCUGCAGCAAUGGGACUUCCUGCAUUCAUGCAACUUACAUGUUCAUUUAAGCACGUUUUGUUGGUACUAUGAGAUGUGUAUACACUUUUGAUGGUUAAUGCUUUUUCUUGAGAUCCAUACUGAUGUGAUGGAUGCACAGAAAUGCUAAAAGCUCUUAUUGCAUCUUUUUGUUUCUUUUGUAAGGCUGAUGCAUUACCUGAACUCUUGUAUUUAGGAGCACUUAAUAUGAUAGAUUUUUAAAUAAGAGGUUAAAUAAACUUUGUGUAGUGGUGUAUAAAUUGAAAGUAAUGUAUUUUUUUCUUAAGUAUACCAAAUGUAAAUUAUGUACAAUAAUGAAUGUGCCAAUCCCCUUUCUUUGUAGAGCCAGACUCUUAACAAGUGCCAAUGUUGUGAAAAAUCAUAAGGACCUAUGUAUUUCAUGGUCCACUUUUUAAAACAAAUAAACACUAAGUAUGUGAUUAAGAUGAAUAAAUAAAUUAAAAUGAAUGAAAAAGGUGAAUUUUAUUCUGUAUUUAAUGAUAAACUGCUGUUUUGAAAGAAAUCACAUUUUAAUUGCAUGUGAUGGUUUGGGUGGGGGGAGGGGGAUAAACUGUAUUAAUGCGAAGCCCUCCAGAAAAGGGACCUAAUGGGUAUUGAUUUACAGUAUUUUAGCCAUGUUUCUCUUUUGUAUGUUUCAUUUCAACCACUGUUGCCUGAACCUCAUUCAAACAUGAAAAUGAUUUUCAUAGCCUUCUCCUUUAAAGAAAAAGUAUUUGUUUUAAAUUGGAAUAAAAUGUGUUCCUAUA
Messenger RNA from Oncorhynchus tshawytscha (Chinook salmon), 7308 nucleotides. RefSeq names its product guanine nucleotide-binding protein subunit alpha-11. The transcript has 7 exons. The record is from RefSeq and is a predicted model, not a curated record. Gene Ontology annotation, cellular component: heterotrimeric G-protein complex. Gene Ontology annotation, biological process: adenylate cyclase-modulating G protein-coupled receptor signaling pathway; action potential; phospholipase C-activating dopamine receptor signaling pathway. Gene Ontology annotation, molecular function: guanyl nucleotide binding; GTPase activity; G-protein beta/gamma-subunit complex binding. NCBI's taxonomy places the organism in Eukaryota, Metazoa, Chordata, Actinopteri, Salmoniformes, Salmonidae. Bases 1138 to 2217 code for a protein of 359 amino acids.